This is a messenger RNA of Anthostomella pinea, 2286 nucleotides long. Lineage: Eukaryota; Fungi; Ascomycota; Sordariomycetes; Xylariales; Xylariaceae. The record is from the annotation of a GenBank genome assembly.
AUGGCUACACCUGCCAGUUCUGACGAAGGCGAGAUUGUGGAGAACGGCAUGAGAGACCCGAAGACCUCGAGCUCAAUAUUCACGAUCAAGAUCGCCAGAGUAUGGGAGCGGCUCGAGACAACACAAUGGCCACUCCCGACGAAGCCGCUCGCCCCGCGGUCACAAGCGACCUCUUCCGUGUCCACUACGAAGACCCCCGCGACAGCUACCGCCGUUCCCGAUUGUCAUAUGAUGAAGAUCAACCCCCUAGUCGUUCAUCAGCUACAGCCCUUCACUACGAUGACGCAGAUGGAGGCCAAGGCCGCAGCAGAGCCAGAGAUCGGAGCCGAGAACGCGACCGCGAUCGCGACCGAGACCGAGAACAAGAUCAAUAUCCUGAGAAGAGACCUCGAAACCGCCCCCGCUCCCCACAUCGUUCGUCACGGGGUGGAAGAGACCGAGACGUUCAAUCAAGACAUGAUGAUGUCCGACAUCGGCGGGGGCCAGAUCGCAAUGGUACUGCAAGUGCCAGAUCCGGAUAUCAAGAAAGGCCACACCAUUAUCUCCGUCAAAGCAUAUACACAAGCCUUGGAGUCGGAAAAGGAGUAUGAAGAGGAGAAGCCCAUCGAUGAGGAUGCCGAGAUCGAGCGUCGCCGACGCCGUCGUGAAGAGCUCCUUGCCAAGACGCGAGGCGCCACGCCCAUGCUUGUCCAAGCUCUACAGGCUUCGGAGAAAAUCAGCGGGUCUUCCCCUGCUCAUACGCGAGCGAGUACGCCAGGAGUUACCGAAGGAAACACCCCAAUGUCUGUCGCUUCAUCGCCACGUUCUCCAGCACAUGUGUUGCAGGAGGGCAUGUCACCUGCUGUGAUAGCUAUCUCUGAUGAUCAGGAUCUUAUCAAUACUCACGGGGAAUCCAGGGAUGUUGACGACGAUGGGCCGUCCGCGGCAGAUUACGAUCCCACCGCCGAUAUGAGAGAGGAUGAGCUGAGAGAUGGCCUUCGAAAUGGUCAUGUUGGCCCGCAUGGGGAAGUACUACCCUCUGACCAGAAGGCUGAAAUUGCCCCGACAGAAGAGGCACAACCCUCAGAGACCCCAAAGGCAGAUGAUGAUGAAGAUGAAGACUUCGAUAUGUUUGCCGAAGAUUUCGACGAAGAGAAGUUUACUGCUCCUAAGUCCACUCAACUCGACACCACUGCAGAGGAUCGCAAGAUUCCUUCCACUGUAGCUCAUCCCAGUGGCGGUGGUAUCCUCGAGGGUGACGAUAAAGACGGAUACUACAAGAUCCGAAUCGGCGAGAUCAUGAACGGGCGGUAUCAGGUCCAGUCGAUGUUGGGUAAGGGCAUGUUCUCGGGAGUUGCCCGAGCUGUCGACAUCACUAACAAGAAGCUCGUCGCCAUCAAAAUGAUGCGAAAUAACGAUGCCCUCAGGAAGGGUGGGUUUACCGAGAUUGCAAUUCUGCAAAAACUCAACGACGCGGACCCUGAGAGUCGUAAGCACAUUGUCAAGUUCGAGCGGUACUUUGAACACAAGGGUCACCUCUGUCUGGCGUUCGAGAAUCUCAGCCUGAAUCUGAGAGAGGUCCUGAAGAAAUUCGGCAACAACAUUGGCAUCAACUUGAGCGCAACAAGAGCCUACGCACACCAGAUAUUCGUUGCGCUAGCUCACAUGCAGAAAUGCAGUAUUAUUCACGCCGAUCUGAAACCGGACAACAUUCUGGUCAACGAAAGCCGCAACAUCCUCAAGCUCUGUGACUUGGGCACAGCCAUUGAUAGAUCAGAUGCCGCAACUGCACACAACGAAAUCACCCCUUACCUGAUUAGUCGAUUCUACCGAGCACCGGAAAUCAUCCUAGGGAUGCCAUAUGACUACGCCGUCGAUAUGUGGUCCAUUGGCUGCACGCUAUACGAACUGUACACCGGCAAGAUUCUAUUUACGGGUAACAGCAACAACCAGAUGCUCAAGACAAUCAUGGAGAUUCGCGGCAAAUUCAGCACCAAGUUGUACAAGCGUGGUGAGUUGUCACAGAUGCACUUCGAUGAAGUUGGCAACUUCAUCAGCGUCGAACAAGAUAAGACGCUUGGAAAGACCACAGUCCGAACCUUGGCCAUAGUCAAGCCGACCCGCGACCUACGUACACGCCUCCUGGCUGCAUCCGGAGGGAUGAACGACGUGGAGUCUAGGGAUCUAAACCACUUCGUCGACCUCCUGGAACGCUGUCUAACGCUCAACCCCGACAAGAGGAUCACACCGUCAGAGGCUUUGAAGCACCCCUUCUUCUCGGCUAAAAUGACCGGAUCCCUGAGAUAG